AUGGGGGGCACGGAGGAUAACCUAAGGGUAGAAAAUAAAGAGGUUGAGGAAGUGCAGGAGGAAGACAAGCAACGAGAAUUGGACCCAAACCAUCCUGUGCCCCCAUUUCCAGCACCUACGAAGUGCUACACCUGUCCUCAAUGUCAAAGGAGCAUUUCUCGGCGGACCUUCCGCCCCAAUCUGCAGCUAGCCAACAUGGUUCUGGUGAUUCGGCAGAUGUACCCAAUGCCUGGCGUUCAGAUUCCUGUAAGCGAGUAUGGCAUCUGUCCCAAACACCAAAAAGUCCUAAAGCUCUUCUGCCAGGUAGAUGAAGAGCCCAUCUGUGUGCCAUGCCAAGAAUCUGAAAGUCACAAACAUCACAGCGUGGUUCCAUUGGAUGAGGUGGUGCAAGAGUACAAGGAUAAGUUACGGGGGCAAUUAGAACCACUGAGAAAUUGCCUAGAGCGCGUGCAGAAUAUGAAGGCUAGGGAGGAGAAGCGAAUUACAGAGCUACAGAAGCGGAUGGAGUCAGAGCUGACAUCUGUGGCCUUUAUAUUUAUACAGCUGACCGAUUUUCUGCUCAAGGAGCAAGCACAGCUGGAUCAGGGUCUCCGACAUAUUAAUGAAACCCAAAUGAUGCAGAUGUCAUCAGCAGCCAGUGACCUCUCAGUGCGGGCUACUCAGCUAAGCCACUUGCUGGCCCAGGUUGAGGAGCAGAGUGGUGAUAUGGACUUCCAGAAGCUCAAUCACAUCAAAAAGACUUUGAAUAAGUGUAGGGAGGUAAGGCAGGAGCCCCUCAUUCCUAGCUGGUCCUGUGUCACAUACCAACCCCAAAUCUGUGAAAACCUGAAAGCUGCCGUGGUGAGGAAGAUGAAGCAAGUAUUCUGUACAUUUGUGAAAGAGGACCUGACACUGGAUCCUGACACGGCUCAUCCAAACCUGAUACUGUCUACUGACUGUAGAAUGGUCCACUUGCCAGGGCAGCAGCUGGAAGAUGAGUUCUAUCCCAAAAGAUCCUUUAGUAAUUAUUACGUGCUGGCAUCCCAGGGCUUCUGCUCUGGCCGGCACUACUGGGAGGUGGAAGUGAGUGGACCAACCGGCUGGGCAUUAGGUGUUGCUGAUGAAUCGUUCUUUCAUAAGCAAAAGAUGCGCUCAAGAGGGUCCUUUCUGGAUGGCAGCAAUUUCAGACCCUCAGGCUGUAAUCAUCUCAGCCAGCCUCAGCUGUCCUGGGGGCAAAGCUCCCCCGGAAAAAUAUGGUGUAUGAUCAGCCAACUGAAGUCACAGGAGGAGAUAAUUCCAAGUUUAGACAAUAUAAAGCGACGUUUAGGCGUGUAUCUGGACUAUGAGGCCGGGCACAUGGAAUUCUACCUUUUGCACAAUCUAACCCGUAUCCGCAGAUUCACAGUUACCUUCCUAGGUGAACGCGUCUUUCCUUUCUUCCGGCUGUUCCGCAAUGGCACCAACAUGAAGAUAUGCUCUUGA
Molecule: messenger RNA, 1461 nt
Organism: Ochotona curzoniae (black-lipped pika)
Lineage: Eukaryota; Metazoa; Chordata; Mammalia; Lagomorpha; Ochotonidae
Product: E3 ubiquitin-protein ligase TRIM41-like
Exons: 1
Coding region: 1-1461 (486 amino acids)
Molecular function (GO): zinc ion binding; protein binding
Source: RefSeq, a predicted model, not a curated record